Plectropomus leopardus (leopard coralgrouper) is the source of this 3923-nucleotide messenger RNA. It is a transcript of the gene stox1, whose product is annotated as storkhead box 1. NCBI's taxonomy places the organism in Eukaryota, Metazoa, Chordata, Actinopteri, Perciformes, Serranidae. Gene Ontology annotation, biological process: regulation of transcription by RNA polymerase II. Gene Ontology annotation, molecular function: RNA polymerase II transcription regulatory region sequence-specific DNA binding. The record is from RefSeq and is a predicted model, not a curated record. Gene Ontology annotation, cellular component: cytoplasm; nucleus.
CUGCUCCUCCGGUUCACACGCUGCAGGAUUCAGACGCUCACAGGAGGAAUGCGUGGCAAAAUAUCGCGUCUGUUUGGAUUUCCAGAGAGGAGCACGCUCUUUUAACUAGUGCAUUUUCAUUUCUAGCAUGAUAGCUCUUCUCUGGAGCCGAUAAAGGCGUUAAAAUGUCUCACCAGUCGCGGUUUGUCCAGCUCUCCGCCGCCUCGCUCGCCGUGGUCUUCGGCCCGGACGAGGAGAUUUCGCGCGCCGGCGGAGGGAAACUCAAUGCUAACACUACGAGUGGCCAGGAGAUUUUUGCGGACUUCAAGGCGCAAAACUUGCGCAGUUUUUGGAAUAAGAGACUCGUAAAGGCCAUGGCUGAAGUUUACUUUCAGGGAUGGAUGGAAAACAUGGUGCUUUUCAUUCAAGGGAACGCGAACAACUUGGAGGUGCUGAGAGAAGCGUGGAUGCGCAGAGCUCUGAGGUCACCUAAGGGAUUUAUCAUUAAAGCUGUCGGUGACCUGUCCCCGGUGCAGAUGUCCCCUGUCCCCCAGUCCCAGUUCAUUCCCUUGGCUGAGGUGUUGUGCUCCGUCAUCUCAGACAUGAACUCUUCACAAAUCACCGUCAACCAGGAAGCACUUAUCAACUACAUGAGCAAAGCCCACCCAGGGAUAACCAUCCCGACUCAGGACAUCCUCUACAAUGCUCUAGGCUCUCUGAUCAAGGAGCGUAAAAUUUACCAUACAGGUGAGGGCUACUUCAUUGUCACGCCUCAGACCUAUUUCAUUACCAACACCAUAGUCCGAGAGAAGAACUGGUGGACCUCUGGUUCAGCUGACGACCCCCCCUCACCUCCUCCUAUUACUUACCUUCUGAGCAAUGAUGCCUGUGUUGAGAACACCCAGACGCUGCCAGUGGCGCACUGCAAGUCAUGCAGCUGCUUCAGUCCUCAACAAACCUCCACCAAUAUCGCCUCAACGACAGUAACAGCCACUGUCCCUCCCUCCACGGUCCCAGACCAGCAUUCUGUCUCCGUUUCCAUAAGUGAAUGCACAGGCAAGAGCUUAAAGUGGCCUCGACCGAUAGAUCACAAACCCACAGUGCAGCAUCAGUCCACCUCCACAGCCGCAGAUUGUCAGGCAAGUGAGAUAAGCAAAACUACAGCCACUUCUAACGCCACGGGCCGCAAAGACAAAGACAACAAACCAGGGAGGAAGUUCGGUCUCAGUUUGUUUCGGAGAAACGGAGCUAAAAAAGAGAAGCCAAAGAAAGAAUAUGCAUCAUUUUCAGCCCAGUUCCCUCCAGAGGAGUGGCCGGUAAGAGACGAGGACGACCUGAACAACUUACCUCGUGACCUGGAGCAUGCGAUCAUCAAACGCAUCAACCCUGAACUGACUGUGGACAACUUGACGCGUCACACGGUGUUAAUGAAGAAGCUGGAGGAGCGAAGGGAGAGGGGCGUAGAGAGGGUGUUGGACAGGGUUUUGGAUAAAGACGAUAAAGGAGUAGACAAGGGAAUGUCUACUGAGAUCCUUGCAUUCUCAAAACCCAGGCAUCAUCACUCCUCUAAGGCAGGGAAAAGGUCCGCUCAUAAAGGUUCUCGCAGCAAGAGGAAGGCCCAUUCCUCCAGGGAAAAGCAGAGGGAAAGGGUUAUCAGUAAGGCUCCCAUAUGUGCUGACGAUCAUCCAGAGGGAGAGGAUUUGAUCCCUGCUCGGCUCAGAGUGGAAAUCCCUAUUGAUGAACCAGAUCAAGUGGAAGAAGGUGGAGCCGUUGAGGGGAAAUCUCUUUACAAGAAACGUAUUGAAAACCCUUUUCAGACUCAUCCAAUCAAAGACCCUGAGGCCAUUAUCCCUGCUAUCAUCAACAAAGAGCACAGAAGACGAGAGUUGAAAGAGGGCAAGGUUUUGGGGCCAGGGAGAAAGGAUCGAAUAAGUCACCGAUCCAAAUCGUGGGACCCGCAUCGCGCCAAAGCGAUCACGGCGGAUGGAGAGCAUGCAGGGAAAUCCCCUACAUCUGAGGACAGGUAUGACCAUGUGCAUGAGAUGGACUAUAGUGCUGACCAUCUGCUCCAAGCAGACAUGAAGCUCAACAGAGAGCUGCCGCUGGACUACAGCUCUGUGUACCCACAGAGUUGUACGCUCCGAAUAGACGACAAGAUCCGACAUCAGAAGGAGGGAAACAGCAAGGAGAGCUGGGAGAGAGAAGCCAAUAAUGAGCCUGAUCACAAUCGAACCGUAGAUGACACCCUCCAGUACUCCAAUACCAUUCUCCCUACCCAUCCUUACGAGCCUGUCAUAAACCACUCAUAUGACCCAACUCCGCCCUGGCCCAAGCCCUCUUUACAGCGGAAACACUCCCUCAGACUCUCCAACCCUCAGAGGGAUGAUCAGAGGCUGGAACUUUCUUCACACCAGAAGAACUGUGAAACUACAACCACCCAGGAACAACGAGAGAUAAGACCUGUCACUAUCAGCAACAGCAACAGCAACAGAGAGCAAAGGACCAUGAGCCAGGGAGAAAGACCAGAACUGAUACCUAAUAGCACAAUACCAGACACUGAUCUCUUUAUAGAGGAUGACUGCAGGCUUUAUCAGAGAACAGAUGACCAGGAGGACGAGGACGCCUGUAGCUCCUUGUGUCUGAAUGAGGAGGAGAUUAUCAAUGCUGCAAGUGCGUACCAAACAGGUGCAGCGGACUGCCAUGGCCACCAGUUGGUUUACAAAACCUUGAAUCUGAUUUGCAGUAUCAGGGACAUCAGCAUCACUAUUAUAACUUCCACCAACCACAAAUUGCCUCACAAGAUUCAAGGGACAGCACUUUCACAGAUCUCAUUCCUUCAACAACCCAGAGGGAAGCUUCCCUCAGUCCCACCAGAUCUGGAGAGACCAGCUGGAGACUUCACCAUCCUCGUCAGAGGACUCAGUCACCGGGGGCCCAAAGUGAAUCGCCCCAGACAAGGCACAUUGAUCCAGGUGGAGAGACGACAUGAGGUUGAUUUGGAUUGUCCCGAACCAUCUGAAGUUGCAGACAGUAGCAUCUUUGACUACUGCCAGACCAGUGAAAUAGAGUCAGACACAGAGACUGUACGCAAGUCAGCCGAUGAUGGUGACGGUGAAUCUGCUCACUGGGCAGCUGAGGUCGAGGAAGCCAAGGAGGACAUGUUUGAUGAGACAGGUGUCCCUCAGACCCACAGAGCUGUUAUGAAUUCACCCGAUGGAGCCAGAGGGGCCGAGACCAGGGAAGCGGUGGAGAUGGGGGAGAACCAGAGCAUCACGGGAGACAGCGGUAUAGAUUCUCCUCGGACCCGCGUCAGUCUGGUCUCCAGCAACACCGUCAUUCUGGAGGGUCUCAAGAGAAGAGGUUUUUUGCAAAACUUGGAGAAGCUGCACUCAAAGAGCAGCGGCAUUCGACCACAGAGCUCACUGCUACAGCUGACUCCUGUCAUGAACGUGUAGCAGCCCCGAGUUGCCUGCCGAGACUUUUUGUUGGAGCGGACUCAUGUUCUCAUGUUGCUCUGUAUGAACAGGCCAAAACCAGGUGACUGACUCUUCAAAUUUAUGCAACUGCUGCAGUAUAUCAUAAACCUAUCUAUUAAGGAUGGUUUACACUUUGUUGCCUACCCACAUACUGAUGAUGAUGAUUGAUAUAUAUAUAUAUAUUUCAAUUACUCUUUGUAAAUAAUUUUAAAGGGAAUUGCUCAGAUUUAUUCAUUCACGAACCACAUUGUGAGUGUGCUGUUAAAUACAUGGUAUAUCUACAGCUUUUUGAGAUAUAAAUGUACAGUUUUUCUUCUCCAAAUCUCUAAUUAGUUAAAAUGUUCAUAGCAUGAAUAACAUCUCCUAGUGUUUCCUUUUUCUCUUGUUAUGUAGCAAUUACCACAAAUAAAAUUGUGUAUGUCAACCAAUGUGAUCCUUGUUGUAAUAUCACUUCCUAUAAAACAUUUA